AUGCGCUUCCAGCUAUUCUCCCUCCUGUCUGUUGUCGCCAUCCUGGGCAUGGCCUCCGCAGCUCCCACCGCGGCGCCUGACGUGGAAGAGCGCAACUUUGGCGGCGGCGGAGGGCCCAGCGGACCUGACUGGCGCCGCAACUUUGGCGGCGGCGGAGGGCCCAGCGGACCUGACUGGCGCCGUGAGCCCGAAAUCUCUAGCGAGUGA
Messenger RNA from Fibroporia radiculosa, 207 nucleotides. RefSeq lists its product as uncharacterized. Bases 1 to 207 code for a protein of 68 amino acids. The transcript is spliced from 5 exons. The record is from RefSeq and is a predicted model, not a curated record. Lineage: Eukaryota; Fungi; Basidiomycota; Agaricomycetes; Polyporales; Fibroporiaceae.